AUGACUGGAGCGAUACUCGCUGAGAUGCUCUACGCUUCGGAUAACGCCUUAAUUGAGUCAGCCCUGCCGGAUUCUGGUACUCUGCGUAGAGCCAAAAAGAAACAGCGGGAGGCAAAGACACUGGCUGUCCGCGUCCUUUCCUCCCUGGUGCUCCUGGGCGCCCUUGCACUCCUUAUUGCUCGCUGUGCCCUUCACAUUGAGAAUAAAAAACGCUCAGGAAUUGCCUCCAGGAGGCUCUCUGACCAUCACUUGCGUUCUCACGACUCGAGUGAGCCCUCCACCUCUUCGCCGUCAAGCGACCCGGAAUUUCAUCUGCCGUCAUAUGAAGAAGCGUGCACCCAUCAGCACGCAAUUAGCGUUGCUGAUGAGGAGACUGAAGGAGGGGAAGGAGAUCGCUUGCCCUCAUAUGAAGAAGCGUGCAGCCAGUCACCCCCAGGUAGCAGUGGCUGUGUGGUGGACAGGCAGCGAGCUUCCUACAGAGUCUCGUACAAUAUCUCGAAGAUAUGCCGAGUGAAGUUCCUCCUCAAGGGCCAAAGGAAUUCGGUGCAGUACUUAUGGGCUUACAUUAUACUUUUAAUAUUUUCCAAGAGAGUCCUCACGAAGGCUGGCCAAAUGCGGGUGUACGUCCCAUUCAGAGAAACAUAA
This is a messenger RNA of Eimeria tenella, 645 nucleotides long. RefSeq lists its product as uncharacterized. The record is from RefSeq and is a predicted model, not a curated record. The transcript has 6 exons. NCBI's taxonomy places the organism in Eukaryota, Apicomplexa, Conoidasida, Eucoccidiorida, Eimeriidae. The coding region runs from base 1 to 645 and encodes 214 amino acids.